Molecule: messenger RNA, 3302 nt
Organism: Pygocentrus nattereri (red-bellied piranha)
Lineage: Eukaryota; Metazoa; Chordata; Actinopteri; Characiformes; Serrasalmidae
Gene: fndc10
Product: fibronectin type III domain containing 10
Exons: 3
Coding region: 383-1429 (348 amino acids)
Source: RefSeq, a predicted model, not a curated record
GGGGGCGACAUCUAACACUCUGCUGCCCCCACUGCCGAAGGAAGCGCGGGGGGCUUUUACUGGGACUGAGUUGCACAGACAGACAGGCAGACAGACAGACAGACAGACAGACAGGAGGACUGUGAUGUGAUGGAGGCUCAGAGAGACGCGCGUGCAGCAGGCGGAGAUUAAAAACAGCCGCUCGGUGUGAAGACCGGAGGAGGAAGAGCAGCGCGCGCUGCAGGCUGCCAGCUGCUUUGCUCUUCAGUGUGUGAUGGAUCCAGAAGCCCCGCCCCCUGGCCUGCAGACCCCGCCCCCUGCUCCUCUUCGUGCAUGCUCUGAAUCUGCCACUGCUGAGCACUGAAGGCCGGAGCGCGGAGAAAAACCUGCAGAUGAGAGCGAAAUGUCCGGACACUGUUCGCCUCUUCUCUCCUGGGUCACUCUGCUGCUGUGCCUGAGCAGCGUGACCCACCAGGUCAGCGCUAUUUGGCGUCCUGCGUCAUCACAGCGCGAACGCAGGGGAGUAAACACCAGAGAUCAGCCUUACAGCCAGGUGGCGCUGCUGCCCGUCAAAAGCAGGGGUGCUGAGUUUGAUUCAGAGCAGCAGGACGGACCCAAUGGGGUCAGUCUUGCUCUGGACAAGCGAACGGCGAUUAGUAAGAGAGCAGUUAGUGAAAAAGCAGCUAGCGAGGCUGAUGCUGGGCCUUUGUGUGCCUACCGCGUCCUGGAGGACGGCAAAGAGGGACGGUUGUGUUUCCGUCACACUCAGGUGGACGUCACAUGUCCCAGCGGUACCUGCCGGCAGGUGAGGUCACCCGGAGGACACCUGGUGGCGAACAUGCUCUCCAAUGGCAGUGUGCUGCUCCAGUGGACACACGAUGGAAGGGGCAGAUCACAUAACCCAGGGAACUUGGGGGUCCCAUCAGGAGCCCCUGAACUCACAGCGAGUCCAACAGCAGGGGGCGAUGGAGAGACUGUACCCACCCCACCAAAGAGCCCCAGCAGGGGGCAGCAGAAACAGAAGGGGGGUUUUAGAAUGAGCUGCUGGUGGAACGGCAGCUACACGCAGUUUGAGUGUGCAAGCAUUAUUCUGGGCAGCAGCUGCAGGGACUUCCUGCUGACUGAGCUCCACGAGAACGUGCCCUAUCGCAUCUGCCUGCAGCCUCUGUGGACGGUUUGGGAUGGAGCCGAGACGGGAAAGCCUCACGGGAAUAAGAUGAAAACGACUGCGGAGAUUUGGGACGGAGCUGGCUGUGUGGACUUCAGCGUUUCUCCCUCUGGGAUGCAGGACAUUGUCAUUGCCAUGACGACGGUGGGCGGAGCCAUCUGUGUGAUGCUGGUCAUCAUCUGCCUGCUGGUGGCUUACAUCACUGAGAACAUCAUGAGUCCCUCAGUACAACACACACUUGCUGCACGACACUCCACACGGUCACAUAACACACACCUGUAAACAUACACACACACAAACGUUUGUCUUACAUUCCUUGUGAGGACUUCCAAAGAUUUCUAUUGAUUUUUUAUGACUGUAGCCAAGUAAUACCACACCUACACCUACAGCUAAACUCUAACCCUAACCUUGACCUCAGUAACCAAAAGCAAUUUUUCUGCUCUUUUUAGUCUUUAAAGGGGUUAAAUCAACACAGGUUUUCAUGAGGACCAGCAAAAUGGUCACCUAUCAUUGUGAUGACAGCUAGUCCUUACAAGGAUAGUAAGACAAGCACACGCACACACUUGCAGCUCUCACACAGCCCACACACUGCACUCUCACACACUCUCUAAAUCUGUCCCUCGGCCUGUGAUGCAGCGCUGAAACCACACGCCAAAAAGACUGUGGAGAAACGGACUCCAGUUAAACAAGAGCAGUAUUUUAUUCUCUUCCUGGAAGCAAAAAAUGACGUAUAAACAAAUCCUUCAGAUUUGAACCACAUUACAUAGAACUGAAACAGCCGUUUCAGUAAAUAAUCUCAUCUCAGUAAUAGGCGGAGUUUGGGGCACCCCCUACUGCCCCCCAUACUAUGCCAAAAACCAAGCAUAGGUUCACAGUGGUGGAGAACUUUGCUCAGUGCUCAAUUCCUGCUGGUUAGUCAAACUCUGCUUAACUUCGUUGUGUCGCUGACUCCGCCCGCUUUGCGGCGCCAACGGUCACCAGAAAUCAGCAGCUCUCAAUUAAAUUUAAUGACUUCUGACCUCUUCGUUGCGGUGCGUAGCUGCCGGUGUGAACACAGGAUAACUCGGUACGAAGGGCAACAUCGCAGCCCUAGUGAGGGUCCAGUAUGGCAGGGGUCUGUUUGCAGCCGUGCUGGGAAUACAUGCUGUCUAGCACUGAGUGGGCAUGACGUUCACUGUUUUGAGAGAGUGGGAUGUCAGGUGGCUGAGCUGAGGUGGUAUGUAUUUUAACAGUCUAAUUAAAAAGUAUAAAUAAAGUAGAAGAAUGUGCUGGCAGCCUGUGUUGUGGCGUUGCUGCUGUUUAAUGUUGGGCUGUUUUAGGUUCAUUCGUAUGAGGACUUUUAGGUUGAAGAGCCUGAAUGCGAGUGGGGUGGUGGGUUUUCUGGAGCAGCGCCGAGGGCUGUGCUCUGUUUCAGCUGUUAGUGCUGGAGAAGUUGUGUUUCUUCUCACGGUGUUUGGCGCUGUUUUCAGCAAAUGAACAAUAAAGCAGCGUUGUGGAGCGUAACUGAGUCAUCCUGAGAACCCCAAAUAUUACAAAAGCAAUAUCUGAACCCACCCCCCCAAAAAAAAACAUAAUCACUUACCCAACAAACAAAUAUCCUAAUAGUUGAAUAUUUGGGUCCAGCUCUAAUACAUACGUGUGUAUGUAUACAUGUAUACAUAUCGCUGUUGUAAAACCUCGUAUCUCCAAAAUGUUAACUUUACAGGAGAAGGAAAAAACCUGCUUUACUUUUAAUGUAAGUCAAUGGAACCAGAGGGUUUUCCAAGUCAUUUUAAGCCAUUUCUUUUGGUCCAUUCAUCGUGAAAUUUAAACACAAUGUAAAGGGCAAUAAGUAGUUUUAAAUUAGGUCAGAAACUGUAAAAUGAGAAAAAAUACAAGAUACAAGGUUUUGUUCCAACAACAGUGGUAUGUUUCUAUUCUUAGCCGAGUCUAACUCGCCUUUUUACAUGCAUUUCUUGCCAUAUAGUGUUAUUAUGGUUUUUUGCAGUUGUUUUAGUGCUCAGGUACACACCUAAAUAAUCUGUAGGCCAAUAAUUUGGGGCAGUCGUGGGCUGGAGGUUAGGGAACUGGCCCUGUGACCAGAAGGUUGCCGGUUUGAUCCCCAGAGCCGACAGCACAUGACUGAGGUGUCCUUGAGCAAGACACCCAACCCCCA